Messenger RNA from Nerophis lumbriciformis (worm pipefish), 1501 nucleotides. Its product is annotated as SLAM family member 5. Gene Ontology annotation, cellular component: membrane; cell-cell junction. The record is from RefSeq and is a predicted model, not a curated record. NCBI's taxonomy places the organism in Eukaryota, Metazoa, Chordata, Actinopteri, Syngnathiformes, Syngnathidae.
AGCGGACACACCAGCGAACGCACCAACACACACAUCCCUCAUCCAUCACGAGUUCAGACCUUCCCCAAUCCAGCACCCUUGAUUAAAGCAGGUCUUCAACAAGUCCCCCAACGAGCGGCAUAAAGCUGAAACGGCGAGGGCUGACCUCACAGACCUGGAGCGGCCACCAUACCUCCUUACGACGGUAGCAUCACCUGACGACCCACGCUGCAGACUCUGUGGUGAGGAAGAGGAAUCUGCUGAACACAUCUGGCUACAAUACCCUGCCUGCGCCAUCGACUUGGGAGUAUCAAUGGACAAGCUUUUCCGCCUCCCACAUGGCUGUUGAGCACAUCUGAGGGCUAUCCUCAGGCGCCUGCGGUGAUUCAAUAACAAUAACAUCAACAGCAGCCAGGUGGCGGUUACUGUCCCUGUAGCCAUGGUAACUGGCCUUUCUCUCCACAUUCUUUGUCAGCUAAGAGGGAGUGAGUUUCAGGCUGUUUCUUCGUUAAGUGAUAUCCCUUCUAGUGACAAGUGCCAUCACUUAGUUAUGUGGCCUAUCAAAGUCCCGCCCACGCCAGUAGUGCUGAACAUAUCUCAAGACUAGCGUCAUCACAGCCUUCCUGAAAAGAUGACUGAAAGUCACACGGGCUCACAGAAACAGGAAGUGAGGAGGACUGAGCCAACACAAAGCCUAUAAUGUUAUUAAAGGGAGUGGGGACCUCAUGAUCGCUUCUCUGCCGCAAUGACGCUUCAAGUCCUCGUUCAAGUAGAGCUCGCCAAGGCCACCAUCUUGCUUCUGCUGUGUGACGCAGCUGCUGGCGCAGCAGAUCGUCUCCAGCAGGUGGCCUAUCAGGGGCAGGCGGUUACAUUGUCUUCAUCGGGUGACCCAUCAUGGAAGCCGGUGUCCAUCAAGUGGUCCGUAUAUUUCAACGAGACUUGGAUCGCCACCUUCCGCGGUGGUAAGACCAACACGGAGCGCUUUUACCAGUUCAGGGGACGACUGAGUCUCAACACCACUUCAGGGGACUUAACCAUUCGUAACGUAACCAGAAGGGACGCCAUGGACUACACUGUGGAGUUGAUGGACGUGGACCAGCGCAGCAUAGUGACGGAGGUGACGCUGGUAGUGAGAAAACAUCUAGAGAAACCAACCCUGCAGACGCUAUUCACCGCACUGUUGGAUGACGGCUGCUGGGUGGGACUCCAUUGUUCAUCUCAGGAUGUUGGCUCCAACCUCUCUUGGACAUUUCAUCCCCCACUUCGGAACUCCUACGUGUUUGAGUACAUCAACAAGCCCGGGCUUCUCCUCGCCUUCCUGCACGAUGCAGUGAAGUUCACGUGCACCUCAAGCCGCCACCUGGAGAACAUCUCCGACAGCGUCCACAAGAAGUGUGCGACGGCGGCGGCGGAACUUUCACCUCGUGAUCGCAGUGGACUGUUAGUUUUGGUGGGAAUCGUCGUUGGCGUUUUUGCCAUGAUCAUGUUAAACCAGUUGAGAGAAGAAAACACCAGCAAGAGG